GUGUGCUUGACUCUCCGACCCCGUCUUCUAUGCAGGAACCUAGUUUCUCAUCUCGGGCGUUUGUCUCCGGAGCUUGGAAUGUUCCCAGAACUCAAUAACCUUCUCAACACCACCCCUGACAGAGUGGAGCAGGGGAAACUAACUGUUCUCUGUGAUGCCAAGACAGAUGGCAGUUUCCUUGUGCACCACUUUCUCUCCUUCUACCUCAAAGCUAAUUGUAAAGUCUGCUUUGUGGCAUUCAUCCAGUCCUUUAGUCACUACAAUAUCGUGGGACAGAAGCUGGGUGUCAGCCUGACCGUGGCACGGGAACGUGGGCAGCUCGUGUUCCUGGAGGGUCUCAAGUCCUCUGUGGAUAUCUUCUUCCAGACUCAGGAGGAACCACACCCCCUGCAGUUUCUCAGGGAGGCCAGUGCUGGGAGCCUACAACCGCUGUAUGAGUUUGUACGGGAGGCUCUGAAGCCCGUGGACCAUGGGGAGGCUACAUGGAGGUGCCCGGUGCUUCUGGUGGACGACCUCAGUGUGCUGCUGAGCUUGGGCUUGGGAGCUGUGGCCGUGCUGGACUUCAUCCACUACUGCAGAGCUACUGUAUGCUGGGAACUAAAGGGAAAUGUGGUGGCCCUUGUGCACGACAGGGGAGAUGCUGAGGAUGAGGAGAAUGACAUCCUGCUGAAUGGCCUCAGCCAUCAGAGCCACCUGAUCCUGCGGGCUGAAGGCCUAGCCACAGGCUUCUGCAAGGAUGUGCAUGGGCAGCUGAGGAUCCUGUGGAGGAGACCAUCUCAGCCCACAGCCCAGCGGGAUCGGAGCCUCACUUACCAGUACAAGAUACAAGACAAGACUGUGUCCUUUUUUGCCAAAGGAAUGUCUCCUGCUGUUCUGUGACUUGAUUUGGGGGCUACUUUGGAUAGUUUUUGGAUGUGGAAGAUAAAGCAGCCUAGCAGGAAUGGCUUUAUGUCUCUAUAGCAGUAUUUCAGGCUGGACUGGCAGCUCCUCUGUGAGCAGGGAAAGUUGAAUGGUGGUGCGAGGUGUGUAUACCUUUGUUCCCCUGAGCCCUGUUCAAAAAACACAGUGAGGAAUCCAUACCAUGCCUCUGCUGAGAGAGGCAGGAUGGUAAAUCCCAGUGAAGGGGUUCUUUGCAGCCUUCCACGUAAAUAUGCUUUAGGCCCAUCUGCCCAUCUUUGGUUGGUGUGCCUUUCAGAGUGGGUAGAAUGUAUUAGCCAGGACAUUGUCCUAGAUGGCAGGCAGCCAGGAUAACAACUAGGAUAAUGGUGACUGGAAUAAACUGCAUUCCCACAUUGGGCAUCUUGUGGGUUGUCUGUAGGGUUUCAUCUCCAUCCCUUGAAGUCCAGUGAGAAAAUGGCUUGAAGAGGGUUGCAGCACAUUUAAGGAUUAGAGAAGGCUGUAGGUAAUGGGGCCUGGCUCCAAAGUCUACCUUGCUGACCCACAGUCAUAGAGACCAGAGGCAGGCAUCCCACCCAAAGGUGUGAGCCUUCUACUUUUGUUUCUGCAGUGCCUGGCCUAUACAUCAGUCAUAGUCAUCAGGUACCAGGGCUUUGGUCACAUGAGGUCCUGUGGAGGGACCCACAGGAUGAGGCCUUGGUAAGGAACUGCUGCUUCUCUCUCCUUCAAGGAAUGCUAAUAAAGGGGGAGUCCUUGGCCUUGUGUUCUUUGAUGACAAAUGGACCCACUUAACCCUAGUGAAGGUCACCUCAGCAAACACACCAAGGGUAUCCUUUUACAAUGGAUGCAUUGUUUUUUGCUGAUAAAUUAUGACCACAAAGACUUUUAUCUUAAAAACAAAUGAAGGGCUAGAGGCGUGGCUCCAGUAGUAGAGUGCUUGGUUUAGCAAAUGCAAGACCCAGAGUUUGAA
Castor canadensis (American beaver) is the source of this 1867-nucleotide messenger RNA. RefSeq names its product elongator acetyltransferase complex subunit 6 (gene Elp6). Gene Ontology annotation, cellular component: elongator holoenzyme complex. NCBI's taxonomy places the organism in Eukaryota, Metazoa, Chordata, Mammalia, Rodentia, Castoridae. Gene Ontology annotation, biological process: tRNA wobble uridine modification. The record is from RefSeq and is a predicted model, not a curated record.